Aaosphaeria arxii CBS 175.79 is the source of this 1965-nucleotide messenger RNA. RefSeq names its product MFS general substrate transporter. The transcript is spliced from 4 exons. Gene Ontology annotation, molecular function: transmembrane transporter activity. The record is from RefSeq and is a predicted model, not a curated record. The coding region runs from base 278 to 1738 and encodes 486 amino acids. Gene Ontology annotation, biological process: transmembrane transport. Lineage: Eukaryota; Fungi; Ascomycota; Dothideomycetes; Pleosporales. Gene Ontology annotation, cellular component: membrane.
AGGACUGCCCUCAACCCUGAAAGUUACGUCCAAUUGCAUAUUUUGGAUAUCAUGGAGUGCUCCGAGGACCCCGCGUUCAGAACUUUACCCCAGACUCUCUUUUCAGGUCGUCGGUGUGGAGAGUAAUGAGGACAAGAGCGAGCGCUACUCCUGGGACGACACUUAUAGACCAAAUGACCAGAGUAGAAAAGGGACUCAUCAUCGCCGACACGAGUUUUCCCCAGAGUCCGGAUCAAAACACUGAGUUCGACACGGAAAAGGAGUAACCAGAUUCAUCAUGACGGUUUCUAUCAAAGAAGACGCCUAUCUCGACGAGAAGAAGACUAUCGCCGAUACGGAGAAGGUCGAGCAGGUGACCCAAGAGUAUGAUGAGGAUACUAGAGCCCUCGAGAAACGGCUUGUACGGAAACUCGACAUGACCCUGAUGCCGGUGGUCUGGGUUUUGUACUUUUUCAACUACAUGGAUCGUAACAAUAUCGCUCAAGCAAAAUUGAACAGCUUCGAAAAAGACCUUGGCCUGAAGGGCAAUCAAUUCAACGUCGCCGUCUCGAUUUUAAAUGUUGGUUAUGUUCUCAUGCAACUCCCCUCCAACAUGAUCCUCACGAAAGUUCGACCUUCCAUCUAUAUUCCGGCCUGUGCAAUGCUAUGGUCUUGUGUCUCAGCUGCGACAUCGGGUGUGCACAAUUACGGUGGGCUCAUUGGUGUUCGAUUUGUACUUGGUAUCGUCGAAGCUCCUUUCUGGCCUGGUGCAUUCUACAUGCUCAGCUCAUGGUACACUCGAAAAGAACUUGCCUUGAGAACCGCUGUACUAUACAGUGGUUUGGUACUCGCUACGGCAUUCUCCGGCCUGGUCGCUGCUGGUGUAUUUGCAGGUCUCGAUGGCGUUCGGGGUCUUGCUGGUUGGAAAUGGCUGUUCAUUAUCGAAGGUGCUGCAAGUUUCUUUGCUGCCAUCGUCUCCAUGUUCAUCCUUCCCGACUUUCCCGAGAGCACUAGCGGCAGCGGUAGAUGGCUGUUCAACGAGGCAGAGAAAAAGCUAGCAGUAGAUCGCAUUGCAAGAGACAGGGUGUCUGCUCCUCAGGUUGACGAAAGCAUCAUGCAUGGCCUGAAGCUCGCUGUUUCGGACUACCGAACGUGGGUUUUCUCUCUGAUGCUUUGUGCGAAUCAUUCCGCCUACGGCUUCAACAACUUCUUCCCUUCGAUUGUCAAAGGCUUCAAUUUGGGUUCCCGCACCAUCACCCUCGUCUGUACUGCACCGCCUUACCUCGUAGGAACAGUGGUUUCCUUUGCCAUUGCCUUCUCCAGCGAUCGUAACAAGGAGCGUGGUUUCCACAUCUCCGUACCACUUUGCGUCGCCGCUGCCGGAUUCAUCAUUACCGUUUCCACGCUCAACGUACCCGCCCGGUAUUUUGCCUCCUUUCUAUACAUCGGCGGAUGUUUCGGUUCAAAUGCUAUUGUUUAUACAUGGGCUGCAUCGACAUUGAACCAGACCCCGGCGAAACGAGCGUGCGCAACAGCCAUUGUCAACAUCAUGAGCCAAAUGGGAAAUAUCUAUAGCCCAUAUUUCUUCAGACCACAGGAUGCACCGCGUUACAUCCCAGCUAUGUUACUGAUGAUGUCAUUCUCCAUCAUUAGUAUCGUCACCUGCAUGGUUAUGAAGACGUUGCUCCGCAAGGCAAACAACAAUCUCCUCAAGAAGGAGGAGGAAACCGGUAUUAAAGCAGUAUUGUACCCGCUAUGAUUGGUUCAACGGGCUAUGUGGAAAAGGAAACUGAAUUGGGAAACUCGUAUUCGUCUUCUAUCAAGCAUGGAGAAAUGGAGAAUGGAGAACAGGAGAAGGCUGAGAAUUUGUUUCGAAGAUAGGAUGUGGUACUAGUUCAUGUUAACAGUUAUCAUCGCGCGACGAUUGAAUUUUGGAUUUACAUCGAAAUUACGAUAGAUAAACACCAACUUCUCUGUGAAAUCUUU